This is a messenger RNA of Exophiala bonariae, 1683 nucleotides long. RefSeq lists its product as uncharacterized. The transcript is spliced from 3 exons. The record is from RefSeq and is a predicted model, not a curated record. Gene Ontology annotation, biological process: DNA-templated transcription. The coding region runs from base 1 to 1683 and encodes 560 amino acids. Gene Ontology annotation, molecular function: zinc ion binding; DNA binding. NCBI's taxonomy places the organism in Eukaryota, Fungi, Ascomycota, Eurotiomycetes, Chaetothyriales, Herpotrichiellaceae.
AUGUCCGUCUUACCGGAACAACUUGCGAGAUUGUUGCUUGCACCGAUCGGACGUGAGAGAGUCGAAGACCAAAGAGCAUCCCAUCAGGUGGAGAUCCUUCAUGAUGGGAAACUCGCAAAUGUGUCCAUCACCCGAUCGAUGGUUGACCUGUUCUUCAAAUGCACUGGAACCUUGUUCUACAUUUUCACUCCCGACGAAUCAACCAAGCUCUUUCAAGCUGUCUACGCAAAUCCAGAUGUUGUGGCGAAAUCAUCGAUAGGUGCUCUUUACGCGCUCGUGUGUGUGGCCAGCCAGUAUGACGAUUUGCACAUCGACCCGGCCUUGAGACUGUCGUACUAUGAAACGGCCAAGUUCUAUCUCGAUGAUUGCAUCGAAGAGGAUGUCUUGUUAGGCAUGCAGACUUUAUGUUGCCUCGCGAUAUAUUGUGUAAUGGACAAGCGGCUCACGGCGUGGACUUGGGUUUUGACUGGCUUGAAAUUGGCGAGGCUGCGAGGCAUCCACCAUGAAGAGCGGCCAUCUUCGACUUCCCCCGAGCAAUGGAUCGCUCAGAAGAAAGUGAUGAGAACCUUGAUUUUCCUGGCCAGCUGGCUAUCCUCCACGCUAGGCUCAAACCCAGAGAUUGUGGCAGCCUUCCGACCCGAAUUUGAAGAGAAUUUCUCCGUGGUUGAGAUCAAUCCAUCCAUUGAGUCUGUGGCGCAGGAACAAAUGACAGCUGUUGGGGUCCUUAGCGCAGGCGUCCUUCGAGAAGUUUUCUUGCCUGAUGCGCUCAGCCUCGUCAGUACACGGAAGCACCAGGCCAAACUUCUCGAGUGGAUCCACAACCUUCCUCCCUCAAUGCAAUUCGGGUCACUAAGUCAUGAUAAUGGCUUCACAGUCGUACAAAGACGCAGUAUCUACUUGAUCCAUCUCAACUCUCUCGGUGCAUUACUGCUCCUCUAUCGACGCCACCUGUUCUACCUCUCAACCAGACAAAAAGAUGGUGAAUGGGCCCUUGAUGGAGAGGUAGAGGAGGCGCUGCGCUAUGCCGACGACGCUGUUGAUGUGGCCACACAUACCGCUCGACUGGUUCAUUUGCUACUUGCAGAAAAGAUCAUAUUCAAGCGUUGUUGGCUGGUGAUUUAUCAGUCUUUUAGUGCAUGUGCUGUGCUUCUGUUUUAUGUUGCCCAAACACGACUUCAUGGAGCUCCAGGUGCACAGUAUGAGGAAGAGCUCUCUCACGCGGCAGAAUGCCUGGCUGCACUGGAGUUCUGCGCACAAGGCGAUGUCGUCGCCAGGGGUUAUCAUUCCAUGCUUGCCUUCUACUACAAUGCCCUGAGAACCGCAAAGGAUGAUUCUCUAGAGCAUGGAAGUGCAGACUCCGUCAUGAACGGUGAGAUCAACCACUCUGAUACCACCGAUGUGAAUCCACUGCCAGAAAGACUGUCGCAACGGCAUCUCGAUGGUGUGGGCGAUAUUCUGAGUCAUCCUUUCAACUACGGCUGGCCUCCUAACGCCACCGAAAGAGCUCCGAAUGCCAGUGUCGCGACUACUACCGAUCAAUACACAAGUGCUUGUGAUACUGGCACAGCAUCACGCCCCUGGUAUCCCGAGUCCACUCACGGAAAUGUCUAUGCUGAUUCACCGGUGCUUGGUGGCCCUUUUCAAUGGUCGGCGAACACCAUUCCGCCGUAUAGCAAGACAUGA